UCAACAUUUGGCAAUUAACUGUAAGUUUGGCGACGACACCGCUGACUCGUCGUAAACCCUUACGAUCAUGAGCAGUAGCACUCCGGACAGUAGGCAAAGCAGUCGGAAGAAGAGCAGCAAAAAUAACACUACCGAUCCUUCUCCAAAAGAAAGCAAUAUGCGUAACUUUGUUGGCGAGUCAUACUCGCGCAUCGGUGGGGGGGUUUAUGGGGGAGAUGCCGCAGGCGAACCCCCGUCCCCUUAUCGGCAUCGGAAUGUUGCCUUCGACGAAGAAAUUGAAGAGGAAUUGAUGAGAAGUCCAGUUGCGCCAUUAAACGGUGACGAGCCUCGGCAGGACAAAGGAUCGUCCGGUUUAAAAAGAUCUUUCGCCGAGAUGGAAGAUGAUUACCUACCAAUCCGCGAACGUAGACACUUCAAGGUGCAAGAAAGCAAAUGCAGCAGCAUCACAACGUCACAAGUAGCUUGGUCGGAAGAAACACACCGUGCUUUUGUGGAAGCCAUUUACGGUGUUGGAGUUAAGCAGGCUUCACCAGCAGUAAUUUUGGAGCACAUGACGGAAAUUGAUCCGGCUGUAACGAGCGAACGGGUCAAGAGUAGGCUACAGAAAUAUCGCAACAACAAGGCCAAGUCCAAGGCCGAAUUCAUGGCAGAAUACGAUUCUUGGAUGCAAAAGGCCUUGACGGUCGGGGCCGUAGGCGGUGGAGGUAGCAAUCGCGCGAUGAGUCGGCUGGCAUCGCCAUCGGCAAUUGCCGAAAUGAUGGGAUUGCAAUCGUUGCUGGGUGGGGAUGUGGCGGCUUUUUUGUCUUACUCGGUCUUGGCAGACGAAAGUGACGCGUCGUUGGCAGCAUCAGGGGGCGACUCGCCAACAGACGUUAUUCGCAGUGGAUCGGAAGAGUACGCAAAGUAUUUUACCGGUGCAAGGAUUCCUUUCCCCGUUCUUACCGAAGACGAGCGGAAAUCUCCACUUGUCGAAUGGGGCCGAAAGAAGAAAUGGACGGUUGUGGUACUUCACCCUUCGUACCUUCGAGAUCCUCUAAUGUACAAGAUAAUGACACAUCGCACCCGAACCCGAAUCUACGAACAUCACCAGCGCUCCUCGGGAUUGAAAAGGCUUCUGCUUAUCCCAGGUAUUUGCCCAACACGGUCACGCUUGAUCGUCCCAUGA
This is a messenger RNA of Phaeodactylum tricornutum CCAP 1055/1, 1165 nucleotides long. RefSeq lists its product with no specific name. Lineage: Eukaryota; Bacillariophyta; Bacillariophyceae; Surirellales; Neidiaceae. The record is from RefSeq and is a predicted model, not a curated record. Gene Ontology annotation, biological process: positive regulation of DNA-templated transcription. Gene Ontology annotation, molecular function: DNA-binding transcription factor activity; DNA binding. The coding region runs from base 68 to 1165 and encodes 365 amino acids. The transcript is spliced from 2 exons.